AUGACCAUGGAGGUGGACUUCGAGGAGAAUGGGGAUGCUGUCAUCAACAUCCAGAGCCCACCCGGAGAAAUAGAUAAACAUGGAAACGACGAAAAUGAUAACUCCCUGACCGACAGCACGGAGAUCCUGUCCCCGACGGUGCAAGUGGGUUUCCACAGCCAGAGCCUCGGGUCCGCCCUCGUGUGGUACCAUAACACGCAGGUCGCAUGUAUUGUCGAGGGGAAUUUGGUGGAAGAUUUUCCCCGGGACUUGGAGAUUUACGUCGACGAACUCCCAAAGUACAGCUCAGAGGACCCGUUUCGGAGCAGAAGAUUCCAAAAGAUGGGAAGCGCGGAAUAUGAAGAGAGUAAACGAAGAGCAGCAAAUAUGACUGACGGCGGGACAAGAUCGUUCGCCAUGGAGCACGCAGGAAACACAUCAGGCACGUCUGACGCGUCUGUGGGCGUCAAUAAAACACCAGAGCAAGUGAUCGCCGAGCACGUGCAGAAGAGGCGGAAAAUCGAGACAACAGGCACAGGAGCACCGCAGCAGACGGUUAGAGGAAGCCCGGAACAGGUCGCGAAAUUAUUGUUGCAGGAACAGGAGGAUCAUGGAUGUAGUCCCAUGGGACGAGGACCAGGUGUGGCAGCGUCUUCCUCUUCCACCGCUGCUCACCAACAUCAACCUCAAAACUACCGACCGCAGGAUUUCGGGAAUCUGACCCUGUGCGACCAGCUGCGCAAACUGUUUCAGUCGAAAGAGAUUUUGAACAAAAACACGAUCACAGUCGAGGAGAAAAAGUGCUAUUGGCACUUCACGCUGAAGGUCUGCGUCAUUCACUACAAUCAUGCGGCGAGUAGCGAUUCAAUGUCGUCUUCUAGUGCUUCCGCCUACGGCCCGGGGUUAUUGUCGGAAACGUGUGCGUUGGCUUGCUUGCGGGCACUGCUCAGCGUCAGCUUGCCGCCGGUUAGGAAAAGCAUUACCGGGGAGAUGGACCACGGUAUAUAGAUGUGUUUACAAAGAGAUAGAUAGCUGACGCAUUCAAUGUUCCUUUCCACUGCGGAUGCGGAGUUUCAUCAGGCACAAGCAUUUGAUUGUCAUGUGAAUAUUUCAAGGUCCACAUUCACUUGAUGGCUAGGUAGUUGUACGUUUUUUGUUGAACUUGUCGACGUAUAAGUUUUACCCACUGAAAAUAACAGGUACCGGCUCUUCCUCCUCCACUACAAUGACGAAAUACGGGCACGUUAUCGAUUACACGACGGGCGGGCAUUUACGGGCUCUCAGCUCCGCGUCCAGUUCCUCCAUGUCCGAAUCCGAUUCCCCCACGCUCGAUGACAACAACCAAUUCUCAUCGUCCAAUGAAGUCUGGCAGCCUCUGAAACUCGACUUUUUUCCGUUUUUCGAACGGAACACAUUGCACGGGUACUGGGUGAAGACGGCAAAUCCGGCGGAGACGGUGUCAAAGAUUGUGAUGCGGAACGCCAGUGGGAAUUAUACGACAAUGAGUUCUGGCGGCUUUCUGUCUGCUGAUGCUUUGUCAUCUGCUUACACUGGCUUGACCAACACCACUUCGUUGUCAAACAUGAGGAAUCAUCAAAAUCUGAUUCAUAUCAAGUGUAAAAAUGUCUGGGUCUGGAACAGUGCAUGUUUGUCAUGCUACUCUGGCAUGACUCUCAAAUCUGUCAUGUACGUUACCCAAGAGCGCCAUUUUUCUGUCAUGUAGAAACGCAGUUUGUCAUGCAGAAUAGGCAACACCUAGAAGCUCAGAAACUUGUCAUGCUGAGCGAGCACUUGUGGCCUCCUCAUGAUACGCCACCCAGCAUCACAAGUUUCCAGACCCAGACAUUUUUGCAUUUGAUAACUCAAGUGGCAAACAUGCGAAAAAACAUGGACAGGGUGAUGGUUGAAUACGGGAAAAAUUUGAUUACCACGUUUGCCUGAUGUUGCCGAUCAGAUUCUACUUGAAAAUGAUUUGGAAGUUUUCGUAAGAACUCAUUUGACAGAAUAAAGCAAAAAUGCGCAGCGCAACUACAACACGUGAAGACAUUCGUUCUUGGCGUCCUCGGGCGGAAGUUGUGGUGCUGAGCAAGAACG
Amoebophrya sp. A120 is the source of this 2073-nucleotide messenger RNA. The record is from the annotation of a GenBank genome assembly. NCBI's taxonomy places the organism in Eukaryota, Dinophyceae, Syndiniales, Amoebophryaceae.